This is a messenger RNA of Phanerochaete carnosa HHB-10118-sp, 1774 nucleotides long. RefSeq lists its product as uncharacterized. Bases 173 to 1642 code for a protein of 489 amino acids. The record is from RefSeq and is a predicted model, not a curated record. Gene Ontology annotation, molecular function: GTP binding. The transcript is spliced from 14 exons. NCBI's taxonomy places the organism in Eukaryota, Fungi, Basidiomycota, Agaricomycetes, Polyporales, Phanerochaetaceae.
UUGCAAGCCAACACCUCUCAGAUCAAGCAGCAUCCUUGUAUUCUGUGGAGACUAUACGAUAAACGCUUACAUGUCAGAUUAGGUUUACGCACCACUCCGGAGAUCCUUCGUUGGCAACUUGGCGGUGGUAGCUACCCACCGUUGUUCACUUGCUGGCCGUCUUCGAGCUAACAUGGACCUGAGCCCAUCUCAGCCUCUGCCAGAGUCCGCCUCGAAUGAUGACGAGCUACGGUCGUACUUCGACAACAUCACAAAGUCAUGCGACGUCUUCCGAAUCUUGCUAGUCGGCAAGGCGGGGUCUGGGAAGUCUACUCUCGUGUCUGAGGUUUUCGACUUUGAUCUGGAUAAGGCUCGCGUGCAGGAUUUUUCUUCUGCGGAACACGACAUCAAGGAAGAGAUCACCCCACCGACCAAGUCAUUGUGUUUGCACGACAGCAAAGGACUCGAGAGCGGUUCCCCAGAGAAUCUCAAUAUUAUCACCGACUUCAUCAAGGAUCGCGAAGGCCGCCCAUUUGCAGAACAGCUACAUGCUAUCUGGUACUGCAUUGAGAUACCCAUCGCGGGCCAGCGGCCCUUCGAAGGGGGCGACAUCGCCUUGCUUGACUCUCUGAAAAGGUCCGGAAACAAAGUUCCCGUGAUAGUCGUGUUCACGAAAAUCGACCGGCUAGAAUUUCGAGAGCAGAAGCGGCUCAAGAGCGAACACAUCCAGUCUGGAAUGGACAAAGCAAGCGCAACGGCGAAGGCAAAGCAAGAUUGCAUUGCGGCGGGCGUGAAAGAAUACGAGAAGUCAUGCGUCGGCGUGCUCAAGUCUGAUUUGGUUCCUAAUGCUUGGACGCAUUACUGUGCGGUGUCAUACAAACAUCCAGAAUCAAUUAUCUCGCUCAUUCAGCUUACGACGUCAACUCUCUCGGAUUCAGAGGCUCUGAACGUCAUGUGGGCAUCUGCACAAAUGGCGGACGUGAAUCUCAAGGUUGAAACAUCACUUCUCGCCGGAAAGAACAUGUACUGGCAAGGUCUCGGAGCUGCCUUGAUACCGGUACGCGGUAUACGGAGGGUAACCCUCCUUCAUAUUCUGGGACGGAUUCACCGCGACAUCGUCCGCGUAUGGAAUAUAUACGAUCCCGACGAGAUCCUCGUCGGUGCCAACAUGCGAGCCAUGCUUCGCAAACUCUUUAUCGAGCCGAUUAUGGUUCCCACUCUCGAGGGCGACUCGCAUCACGAUGCCGAGGGAUCGAAGAUCAUUGAAAACCUCGCAUCUGCUGUCAUGAAUCCGGCCUCCAUGGCCGUACCCGCAGCCACUGAGGCAAUAAAGCUCCUGGAGAGUGUUGCCGUUGGCACUCCCGCAACCGCUCGUGUGCUCAUGGCGUACGUUGCUGACCUGACGCUGGGGCUCGAGAGCCUGUACUGGACGGUUCGACCUCGCGUAGACAAGGCAAUUUCUCGUGAAGACGUGACCCGUGCGUUCACGACCUAUCGCGCAUCUUCGCAGCGGAAGCAGGUGCAUAUGCUCAUCAGAGAUUACAUCGGAGACGAGAACGUGAUACGGUCCUUCAGCCGCGAAAAAGCAAUGACAAGGGUGUCGACGAUCAUUGCCAAGUCGCGCUUCGAUCCUGCUACCGUCUUCAGAAGCUUUUCCCUAUGAGCUUUGCUUGCACACGUCCUCCUAAUACUCCGAACCCGUUGACCCAUGUAUAGUUUGCUUCUAUCCAUCUCUCUGUGAUCUCGUUUGUUAUUGCAUGUACCGUCGAAGAUGUAAAGUAUCCAAACGGCCGUU